This is a messenger RNA of Anopheles marshallii, 1548 nucleotides long. Its product is annotated as diuretic hormone receptor-like. Gene Ontology annotation, biological process: cell surface receptor signaling pathway; adenylate cyclase-modulating G protein-coupled receptor signaling pathway. Gene Ontology annotation, molecular function: peptide hormone binding; diuretic hormone receptor activity; G protein-coupled peptide receptor activity. NCBI's taxonomy places the organism in Eukaryota, Metazoa, Arthropoda, Insecta, Diptera, Culicidae. The record is from RefSeq and is a predicted model, not a curated record. The coding region runs from base 1 to 1548 and encodes 515 amino acids. Gene Ontology annotation, cellular component: plasma membrane. The transcript is spliced from 14 exons.
AUGCAGACCAACGGGACUGCCGUCCCAAACAACCCAUCGGGAAUGGAUCACGGUUCCGGGAAGUGCAGGGUUGCCAACGGCACCGGAAGCUACAAGCGGCUGGUCAGCGUGGCGGACUACGACGAACUCAGCUCGUUUCCACCAGAACUACUCGGUGCAUUCGAGAACAGCACCGAGCUCGAAUGUCUGCUGCGGGCACACCAGGAUGCAGAGUCCGAGACGCUGUUCGAUGGAUGUCCGGUGGACUUUGACCGGAUUCUGUGCUGGCCGAAAACGGACCCCGGUACCUGGGCAGUGCUUCCCUGCUUCGAAGAGUUCAAAGGCGUCCAUUACGAUGUGACACAGAACGCUACCCGGUACUGCCAUCCGAAUGGUAGGUGGGACAACUACAGCCACUAUGCCGCCUGCCAUCACGUGGACGAACCCCCGCCGGACAUUGUGGAAAUUUCGUCCAUUAUCUACUACACCGGCUACAUCAUCAGCCUGGUGGCGCUUAGUCUCGCUGUGAUAGUUUUCGUUUACUUCAAGGAUCUGCGCUGCCUGCGGAACACGAUCCAUGCGAAUCUCUUCAUCACCUACAUCCUGUCGGCCUUGCUGUGGAUCAUUAUCCUUACGCUGCAGCUUUCCAGUGGCAACAGUACCGGCAUGACGAGCUGCGUCAUCUUCGUCACACUGCUGCACUACUUCACACUAACCAACUUCUUCUGGAUGCUUGUGGAAGGGCUCUAUCUGUACAUGCUCGUGGUGGAAACGUUUUCGGGUGAUAAUUUGCGCUUCAACAUGUAUGCCGCCAUCGGUUGGGGCGGACCAGCCAUUUUCGUCAUACUGUGGGCCAUCGCCAAAGGUAUCACCCUAUCCGGGCAGGGCAAAACGGCCACGCUGGAAAUCGAAUGCUCCUGGAUGCGUGAGUCGGUGGUCGAUUGGAUCUUCCAGGGCCCGGUCUGUGCCGUACUGAUCAUCAAUCUCGUAUUUCUUAUACGAAUCAUGUGGGUGCUUAUCACAAAGCUACGAUCGGCGAACACGGUCGAAACGCGCCAGUACCGGAAGGCAUCGAAGGCCCUGCUGGUGCUGAUUCCGCUGCUGGGCAUAACGUACCUGGUUGUGUUGGCUGCACCCGCCGAAGGGGUCGUCAGUGACAUAUUCGCGAUUGCCCGAGCGUUACUACUAAGCACUCAGGGACUUUCCGUGUCACUGUUCUACUGCUUCCUCAACUCGGAGGUACGGUUGGCGCUGAGGCACCGGCUGGAACGUUGGCGGGACGAGCGCAACAUUCGUCUAGGUCAGGUCCGGCAGCGAAGUCGACGCUUCACCAACUCCGGCUACAAUCAGUCGAAAGAAUGUUCACCGCGGUCCCGCACAGAAAGCUUCCGACCACUCACCUACAACAAGCGGGAAUCGUGCGCAUCGUCGGCCACGACCACAACCCUGCUCGGACCGCACACCUACCCGAGUGCGAUGCGCGGUUCCAACGGUGCCCUGCACAUGCAAUCGAUAGUGCCACGUGCUAUCAGCCCGCUGAUGCAGGGUCUAGAUGAAAACUCCGUCUAG